Gracilinanus agilis (Agile Gracile Mouse Opossum) is the source of this 4953-nucleotide messenger RNA. RefSeq names its product retinoic acid induced 14 (gene RAI14). The transcript has 18 exons. Gene Ontology annotation, cellular component: membrane. Gene Ontology annotation, molecular function: actin binding. NCBI's taxonomy places the organism in Eukaryota, Metazoa, Chordata, Mammalia, Didelphimorphia, Didelphidae. Bases 155 to 3082 code for a protein of 975 amino acids. The record is from RefSeq and is a predicted model, not a curated record. Gene Ontology annotation, biological process: signal transduction.
GCAGCUGUAGCAGCUUCCUUAGGGAAGCGGUUGGCGGGCGUCUGUGUGGCUCUCCCCUUUUCCCUGGCGGGCUUACAUUGCCGGCGGGCCGGGAGCUGCUUCUUUGCGGUGUUGAAAAAUCUUUUCUUCCUUGGGAAGGCUGAAUGGGCUAAACAUGAAGAGCUUGAAAGCAAAGUUCAGGAAGAAUGAUACCAAUGAGUGGAAUAAGAAUGAUGAUCGGCUGUUGCAGGCUGUGGAGAAUGGAGAUGUGGAGAAGGUGGCCUCCUUGCUGGGCAAGAAGGGUGCCUGUGCCACCAAGCAUGACAGUGAAGGCAAAACUGCUUUCCAUCUGGCUGCAUCAAGAGGUCAUGUGGAGUGCCUCAGGGCUAUGGUAACCCACGGAGCAGAUGUGACAGCACAAGAUACUGCAGGACACAGUGCUUUACACCUAGCAGCCAAGAACAGUCAUCCUGAGUGCAUUAAGAAGCUUCUUCAGUCUAAAUGUCCAACAGAAAGCACUGACAAUUCUGGAAAAACAGCUUUACACUAUGCAGCGGCACAUGGCUGCCUUCAAGCAGUUCAGAUUCUCUGUGAACACAAAAGCCCGGUUAACCUCAAGGAUUUGGAUGGGAAUAUACCACUGCUUCUUGCGAUACAAAAUGGCCAUACUGAGGUGUGCCGCUAUCUCUUGGACCAUGGAGCAGAUGUCAAUUCUAGAGACAAAAGUGGAAGAACCGCCCUAAUGCUGUCUUGUGAAACUGGCAACUCUAACAUGGUGGAAGCCUUAAUUAAAAAGGGUGCAGACAUAAACCUUGUGGAUUCUCUUGGACACAAUGCCUUACAUUAUUCCAAACUCUCAGAAAAUACAGGAAUUCAAAGCCUUCUAUUAUCAAAAAUCUCUCAGGACACUGAUGUAAAGACUCCAACAAAACCAAAGCAGCAUGAUCAAGUCUCUAAAAUAAACUCAGAGAGAAGUGGAACUCCCAAAAAACGCAGGGCUCCACCACCUCCUAUCAGUCCUUCCCAGUUAAGUGACCUGUCUACACCACGUUCAGUAACUUCAACCCCACUGUCAGGAAAGGAACCUGUCUUUUUCCCUGAGCAGCCUUUCAAGCAGGAAGAGGUCAGCUCGCUACGAGAUAACAAAGACAGACUAAGUGAUAGUACAGCAGGUGCUGAUAGUUUAUUGGAUGUGAGUUCUGAAGCUGACCAGCAAGAUCUUCUCAUGCUCUUGCAGGCAAAAGUUGCUUCUCUUACCUUGCAUAAUAAGGAGUUACAAGACAAGUUAAGGGCCAGAACACCCAAGGAAGUGGAGGCAGACUUGAGCACUGACUCUUACCAUUCUACCCAGACUGACUUGACCCCAUUAGUGGAUAAACCAAGUGAAACUUCUGCUUUUGUUUUAACCCACACUUUAAGUAAAGCUUCUAGCAGCAGUGACAUAAAAAUUCAAGAACUACAGGAAGUUUUACAGGAUGUGCAGAUGAAACUGGAUAUCUCAGAAGCUGAAAAAAGAGAAUUGCAAGCCCAGCUCCAAUUUCGAGUUCCAGAAUCAGUUUGUUUAAACAGCUCCGAGAUUUCAGAGAAUGGCUCUGACCUGAGCCAAAAGCUUAAGGAAACCCAGAGCAAAUAUGAAGAAGCUAUGAAAGAAGUCUUGAAUGUGCAAAAGCAAAUGAAAUUGGGCCUUGUUGCUCCAGAAAGCAAAGAUAAUAGUUACUCAGAUCUUCAUGAGCUGAGGUCCACAGAUGAAGCAAUUGAAACACUGAAGCAAGAUCUACAGAAUGCAUUGGAAGAAAGUGAAAGAAAUAAAGAGAAAGUGAGAGAGUUAGAGGGGAAACUUGAAGAAAAGGAGAAAACUGUAGUCAUCCAGCCACCUGUGGAAGAGUAUGAGAAAAUAAGAACUUCAUAUUGCUCUGUGAUUGAGAAUAUGAAACAAGAGAAAACCAUUUUAUUUGAGAAAUACAAUGAUGCUCAAGAAGAAAUCAAGAAACUACAAGACACGUUGAAAAGUCAGGCACCUCAAGAGUCCAGUGAUGAAACCGGGGACAUGAAAGAAGCCAUGAACAGAAUGAUUGAUGAACUCAAUAAGCAGGUGACUGAGCUCUCCCAGCUCUACAAGGAAGCCCAGGCUGAGCUCGAGGACUACAGGAAGAGGAAGUCACUGGAGGAUGUAACUUCUGAAUAUAUCCAUAAAGAUGAGCAUGAGAAGCUCAUUCAGGUGACAAAUGUGUCCAGGAUAAAAGCUGAAGAUGAGUUAUCUGAAAUGAAGUCCCAGUAUUCAAAGGUAUUGAAUGAAGUAACGCAGCUCAAGCAACUAGUUGAUGCUCAGAAGCAAAAUUCUGUGUCCAUCACUGAACAUUUGCAAGUGAUAACCACACUCCGAAAUGCUGCAAAGGAAAUGGAAGAAAAAAUUUGCAAUCUUAAAGGGCAGCUGGCAGGUAAGGAAACGGAAGUAGCAAAUCUUGAGAAACAUCUUUUGGAAGAAAAAGCAGCGAUGAAUGAUGCCAUGGUACCUAGAGCCUCCUAUGAAAAGCUCCAGGCAUCUUUGGAAGGUGAAGUGAGUGCAUUGACGUCUAAAUUGAAGGAUUCUGUGAAAGAGAGAGAGAAGGCAUCCUUAGAAGUGACUCAGGUGAGAAAUGAGGUCUCACAGAUAAAAAGGGAAAAGGACAGUAUUCAAAAUCUCCUGAAAGCUAAGGAACAGGAGGUAAAUGAACUUCAUCAAAAGUGCCAGCAAACCCAAGAAGAACUUACAGAAAUGAGGAGAUAUUCUGAAAGCUCUUCAAAAUUGGAAGAGGACAAAGACAAGAAGAUAAAUGAGAUGUCCAAGGAAGUCACUAAAUUAAAAGAAGCUUUGAACAGCCUCUCUCAGCUUUCCUACACUACCAGUGCAUCCAAGAGGCAAAGUCAGCAGCUUGAGGCCUUGCAGCAGCAAGUGAAACAACUACAGAAUCAACUGACGGAAUCCAAGAAACAACACCAGGAGAUUGUCUCAGUUUAUAGAAUGCAUCUUCUAUAUGCUGUCCAGGGUCAGAUGGAUGAAGAUGUUCAAAAAGUACUGAAGCAAAUUCUCACAAUGUGUAAAAACCAGUCCCAAAAGAAGUGAAAUAGACUCUCUGGGACUCAGUGGCAACCCUUCACAUUUGCCAUAUUUGCCUUAAAGCAGGAGUUAGGUUGACAUCCACUGCCAUUUUUCUCAUUUGUUGUAUGCACUGUGAGUUCACAUAGCCCUCUCAGCUUCUUCUACACAAAGACUCCUGAGGACUGUCCCCAGAAGAAGACCUUCCAUUCCUCAAAAUUGUCUAUUGACUUUAAGACCUAAAGUACCAGCCUUGUGAUGAGCUGAGGCUGUUAAGUGCAGAUCUUGGUGCUGGCAGAUGCCACACCUGCUUUGGGUCUGUGGGGCUAAGAGGCUUCAUCAGGGUGGUCAUUGGGUGGUAGUGACCCCUCAAACCUCCAUAGGACUAGUUGUUGCAAAUCAUGUGGUAAAUGCUGUUGGAACUCCUUUUCCCACGGCUGCCCAACGUACCAUAUGUUCCAUCCACCUCUAUUUUUAUUUAGAAGCACCCAAGAUUUUAGGCUAUUAACCUUUAACAUGUUAAUUUUUAACCAAAUUAACCCUGGCACUGGUUACAAGGUACACUCCACAGCUAAUCAUCAUGUCCUGUGGAUGAAGUGUAUAACCAGUUCCCAUUACAUUCUUUUUCUUCCUCUACCUUUCAACUCUUAGAGCUAUGCUAUUUUCAGUCCAGCAAUUGGAUGAAUAGGAUUAACUAAAACAUAUUGCUUAAAACAUAAAUGAGUUGAUUUUUUAAAAAAAGAUUUUUUUUAAAAACCUUUAAGUGACACAUCGCAAACAACCUAUGCAAGCUUGCCUACUACUGUUGUCCGUCAAGCUCAGGAAAUCCAAGUACAUGCUUUUCAACAAGGGAUUACAGUAAACAGUACAUUUACAACCAAAAGAAAUGCCUCGUAGUUCCUGACCUCACUUUUGUAAAGAUGUUUUUUCUCCAUUAUAUUUUUAUUGGCCAUUACAGAUUUUUGGUACCUAAGCCAUUUACUACAUAAAAUUUGCAUUACACUAUGUUAACAAAAUAUUUUAGAUAAACAUGCUUUAGACUUAAAAUGUCUUUGGGUAAAAGUUUUCAGCUGUAGCAAAAUGUACUCGAGGUACUCUAAGCUCAUUACAAAGUCCCAGCAGAUACUAGCCAUUCUUGGAGUUGUCAAGUGUUCCUGAUGAACAUCAGCUCCACCCUUUUGGCUGAAUGUCAGGACAUCAUAGCUGUGCUUACUUUUCCAAGCAUUGAGAGCCUGGCUGAUGCCAGUCACUAAAAACUGGUAAGACUUUGAUAUUGUCUAGCCCUUACUUAGGUGCAUGGCAAAAAUCUGUGGAAGAAAGAUUUUCCUAUUCCCAUGCCAUACUUAGAAUCUGAAGCUUGUCUAACUUGCCUGAGGCUUCACUUAUGGCUUGUUCUUACUGAGGUAUACAAACAUAAAAAAAAAAAAAAUCUCUAAGGUGUUUUGCCCAGGAGCCUGUGUCUACUUUGACUGAGUGGAAAGUGGCUCACGGCUCACUGAACUCAGUGCACUCUAGAGCAGAUGCUCUCUAAACAAUGGCAAAGCAAAAUGGCUUUAAAACUUCCCCUCAGAUAAUAGGUCUUGGGGUUACUGAAGUUAAUUGUAAUUUGACAGUUUUUUUAGAAGCUCCAAGGAAAUGUGUAGGGACCUUAUCAGGGUGGUCAGCACUUAAGAAAACACAAAACAAAAAUUCCAGCACACAAAUGCUGCAGAAUCUAAAACUUGAGACAUUUUAUAGGUUUCCUGACAAGUUUAGUAUUUUACUUCGUUUCAUCAUACGUAUUUAUUAUAAGUAUCCUGGUUAAAUAUUGAAAAGUUAUACACUAUAGUCUAGCAUUUUUGUCUUUGUAAUUUACAGGAGUUUAUGCAGAAAAUAAACUUUGGUUCCAUUGUUUUUAA